This is a messenger RNA of Rosa chinensis, 877 nucleotides long. RefSeq names its product mediator of RNA polymerase II transcription subunit 25. The transcript is spliced from 8 exons. The record is from RefSeq and is a predicted model, not a curated record. Lineage: Eukaryota; Viridiplantae; Streptophyta; Magnoliopsida; Rosales; Rosaceae. The coding region runs from base 1 to 591 and encodes 196 amino acids.
AUGGAUCCUAAUUUCAAACCAAGAAGAAGUCCAAGAAUUGCAUCAAGAGCUACUGUGGAACAAGGAGGACAUGAAGGUGCUUUUGGUCGGUUUGGGGAACCAUCUGGUCCACACACAUCAGUAUCUGUGAAAAGAAGACCUGCACCAAAAGGAUUGAAGCCUCUUCCUGCUAGUAUGCAAUGGAAAGAAGACAUAUACGAGCUAGCAUGGGAGGGUACGAUCUUCUCCAAGCAUCAAGAAAGGCUUGUUCUAGUCAGUAAGGCAAAGGCGCACAAGAUGAAGUCUGCACCAGAGAGCCUUACUACUGGUUGGCCACGACUGCUGAAGAUGGGUAAUGUUAUACCAGAAGCCACUGUUGGCAGGUCAUAUGAAGGACAAGCCCAUGAUUUGAUCUUUGAGAUUACGGGUGACGAGAAAAUAUAUGACCUACUAAAUGAGAACGAGCUGUGUAUUAGAUUCAGCCUGCCUACUCAGUCAUUGAUAAUCACCCCUGCUGAACACAACCACUUCACUGGGAGAGUGUAUGCAGGGGGAGGACCUCUAGUGGAGCAACAUCUGGUUGCACAAUACAAUCAACAAAGGCAUCAGUAGCACCAAUAUGCCACAACUGGUACAAGACUGCGCAGUGAGCAAGUCAUUGUACUGAAUGACUGGCUCAAUGCAUGGGUUUCAGGUAUAAAAUUCGGCCUGCCUACUCAAGUCGUUAAUAAUUACCCCUGCUGUACACAACCACUUCACUGGGAGAGUGUGUGCAGGGGAAGGACCUCCACUGGAGCAACAUAUGGUUGAACAAUACAAUCAAAGAAAGCAUCAGCAACAGCAAUAUGCCACAACUGGUACAAAACUGCGCAGUGAGCUUUCAAGUAUAGGGACGACC